Molecule: messenger RNA, 798 nt
Organism: Thelazia callipaeda (thelaziosis nematode)
Lineage: Eukaryota; Metazoa; Nematoda; Chromadorea; Rhabditida; Thelaziidae
Source: the annotation of a GenBank genome assembly
AUGGCAAAUCGAAUCAAAACACCAACAAAUGUCAAGUUACUCACCAAUGUAGCUGUAGUUCGAAUGAAAAAAUGUGGGAAACGGUUUGAAAUUGCUUGCUACAAAAACAAAGUGAUUAAUUGGAGAAAUAAAACAGAGAAAGAUAUCGACGAGGUUUUACAGACCCAGUCAGUAUUCAUCAAUGUUUCGAAAGGGCAGUUGGCAAAACGUGAAGAGCUUCAUGCUGCAUUCGGUACAGACGAUCAACUAGAAAUUUGCAAAAUACUCAUUGCUCUUCAAGAAGUUGUUAAUUUAUUCCAGAUCCUCGAGAAAGGAGAUCUUCAAGUUUCAGAAAAAGAGCGGCAGGUACAAUCUGAAUCAUCUUUCAAAGAAGUUGCCAACUUAAUAGCAAAUAUGUGCGUCAAUCCGGAAACCAAACGUCCCUAUUCAAGCAGUGUUAUUGAAAAUUCUUUACAUGAAUCUCAUUUCAGCCUUAAACCCAAUCGUUCAGCAAAACAGCAAGCUUUGGAAAUAAUUCCUCAAUUACGUGAAAAAAUGAAAAUUGAUCGAGCUGCAAUGCGACUUCGAGUGUCUGUUGAAGCGAAGAAAGCAAAAUACUUACAUGAUCGACUGAAAGUUAUGUUCAGAAAUAUUGAAGUUGAAGAUUGGGAACAGGGGAAAUUAGAGAUGGUUGGAUUAAUAGAUCCAGGUAUGUAUCGGCCAAUUGAAGAACUGCUUCAAAAAGAAGCGAGAAAGUCUAGCAAUUUAGAGUUACUGACAUUAAAAGUUAUUGGUGAAGGUGACAUUGAAAUUUCAUAA